This is a messenger RNA of Colletotrichum chrysophilum, 522 nucleotides long. RefSeq lists its product as uncharacterized. NCBI's taxonomy places the organism in Eukaryota, Fungi, Ascomycota, Sordariomycetes, Glomerellales, Glomerellaceae. Gene Ontology annotation, molecular function: protein-macromolecule adaptor activity. The coding region runs from base 1 to 522 and encodes 173 amino acids. The transcript is spliced from 2 exons. Gene Ontology annotation, cellular component: endoplasmic reticulum; membrane. The record is from RefSeq and is a predicted model, not a curated record.
AUGGUGUCUCUCGCCGACUUGCUUCCUCCUGCGAAGGGCAUUCUGCCCUACUACAUGCUCUUCCUCUCCCUCCUAGCCAUUGGCAACUCGGCCCAGAACUAUCUGACCCUCCACUACUCGCGCCGCGUCUACAAUGGCAAAUUUGUCAAGAACUCCGCCCUUCCUCCUCGCUCCGAAAAAUACAACCCCGAGGACUCGGUGAAGAAGUUCGUUCCCGCACCAGCCGGCGCAAAGGAGUCGGAGACCCUGGACCAGGGCACGCCGCUCGCCGCCCGCUGCUUCGGCACCUGGACUCUGUUGACGAGUGUCGUCCGUCUGUACUGCGCCUACCACCUGCACUACGCGCACAUGUACGAUCUCGCCAUCUGGACAUAUGUUAUCGCGCUGGGCCACUUUGCGAGCGAGCUGUUCGUCUUCAAGAGCAUGACUUUUGGCGUUCCUCAGGCGUUCCCUUUCACGCUGGCCACUGUUGCCCUGAUCUGGAUGCCCCAGGUUCGCAGCUUCUACGUCGAGGCUCCUUGA